Molecule: messenger RNA, 1776 nt
Organism: Neoarthrinium moseri
Lineage: Eukaryota; Fungi; Ascomycota; Sordariomycetes; Amphisphaeriales; Apiosporaceae
Exons: 3
Coding region: 1-1776 (591 amino acids)
Source: RefSeq, a predicted model, not a curated record
AUGCGGUUUUCUACGCUGGCGAUUCUGGCCUUUGUCGGGGGAGCAUUCGCAAGAUGUUCGGACGACAGAUGCUUGCGGGCGGUGAACGGCGCGCCGUCGCGAUCCAGAAUAUCCGACUGUCAGAGCUUCUUUAGAGUUACGGUAACGCCAUCAACAAGCACCGUCACCACGACGGUCAGUGUCGGAACCACUGAUAUCACUACAGCCACAGCCACGAGGACCGUCAUUGCGACGGAGGUCGCAUCGAAGAGAUGGGAGAAUCAACGUGAGGUUCUCGAUAUCCUAUUGAGGCGUCCUACACGACCUUUAAGUUCUGCGACCUCUGCGGCGCAAAAGACCCCCAGAUACGCGGCAGCGUGUGCUUCUGCGGCCGCAUACUCGUCCGCAUGUUCCUGCUUGGGAGUGAAACACUCUACAAUAACUGUCUCCACUGCAAAAGCAACGAAGACAGUCAUCGUCUCCAAAGCUACUACCAUAACUGCGGUGAAAACCGUCGUAACGACUCAAUUAUAUGUUCCCAUCAGUAAUAGCUCGGCCAUUUUCGCCAACUCCACCAGGGCGAUUUUCACAAACUCGACGUCUUUAGGCAAUAAUGGCACAAGCUCGACCACGCUCUCGAUCUCUGGCUCGACACUGACCCAAACUGAUUCGAUGAGUCUGACGAGCUCCCAGUUGAUCCCCAAUUCAGUCAGCAGUGCUAGUAGUGAUGGCCGCUCUACAAGUUCGGGUGAUAUAACGUCCAAGGCCGGAACAACGGCUAUCACGACAAGCUCUGCAAUGUUCGCCAACAGCACGAGAGCGUUCUCACCUUCGAAUGCCACAGCUCCAUCUCUCAACAGCACCGGCAUCGGUCACUUUCCAAACACAACCUCGUUGGUGCCAGCUGCCAAUGCAACAAGUACAGGUCGUUUCCUGAAUACGACGACCGUUUCAGCUGUAAUGAAUGCGACAGUGCCGACAACAUUGGCGAAGCCCGCUAAUAUGACAUCCGCACCAUUCUUGAAUGCAACAUCAGCUGUGGUGAACAGCACGACCUCUGCCCCGUUCAUCAACACAACGGUUGCGGUCUUAAACGCGACAACUUCAGCACCUUUUCUGAACACGACAGCACGACCGUUAAACGCAACGUCCGCGGCACCUUUCCUGAACACCACGACUUCGGCGCCUUUUAUGAAUGCUACCAGCAUUCCGAUGUUGAACACCACGAGGCCACCGUUUGCCAAUGCAACUACUCGCCCGUUUUUGAACUCAACCUCAGUGCGUUUCAGCAAUACAAGCACGUCGGUCGCCACCCCGACUCCAACGACAACGCUCGACCUGACUUGCGGAGAGACCGCAACUCCUUUCAUGCUCCAAGUUUCUCAGCCUUCUGGUCUUUUCGACGGAUGGUUCCUGAAGAUGGUCGGAGAUGCUAUUCUGUUCAGCUCUUCCGCGAAUUACUCGACCAAGUUCAGUGUUGAGAGCUCAGGGCACCUCUGUGCUGUUGGGUACAUUGGUGAGAGUGGACACCCCGCCAUUGGCAUCGCCGAGACCAAAGAUGGCCUCACCGGGAGCGCCAUAUAUUUUGUCGACGGGGCAAGGGUCAAAGACAUGGGGAAGGUGGGAUAUGGUGCACUCGACUGUGCUGUAGACGAUGAUCUUCAGUGCGGCGCCCGAGACAUGGAGCACUGGGUUGCCUGCGGGCUCGGCCUUGAUAUCUCCAGCGAUGCAGGGCCGAACGUGGUUGUCGAUACAUUCAACUGUACCAGCAUUAGUUUAUCUGCUAUUUAUGAAUAG